This is a messenger RNA of Kogia breviceps (pygmy sperm whale), 1678 nucleotides long. The record is from RefSeq and is a predicted model, not a curated record. Lineage: Eukaryota; Metazoa; Chordata; Mammalia; Artiodactyla; Physeteridae.
CAGGGGGGCCCGGAGCCGGGGAGGGUGCGCGCGCGUCUCGCUCCAUGCCUGCGGCGGGGAGAGGCACUCGCCACCCUCUGCUCCCCGGCCCACCCGGCCCACCGACAACGAGCCUGCGCGUGAAGGCUGCGGGGCCCCGGAGCAGCCAGCAGACGCCCUCCGUCCCGAAACGAGCACAGGGCUUGGGGCUGUGCGCCUGCACAGAAGUCCCGCUUCCUGAGGACGUUUUCAAGAGGUCGCCCUUUUAUGGUGACAUUGCUCCACUCACCUGACACUGCAUGACAGCAGGGCAAGAAGCUGCAGGGUUUGGUUGGUGAAUGCUGUCACAAGCAAACCCCAGGAUGCCACCGCACCCCACCCUCGCUGACAGUCCUCAAAGGCACCUAACUCCUUGGCUACAAAGCCAGCGUCACCUUGAAAACGUUGUUGACUCAGAAGUCAGCUGUUUCAGCCACAGUGAAAACCUGCUGAAUGUCCCAGCCGGUGGCACGCCCCACCCGCCGGGGAGGAAUGUGACCUGCACAAAGGGGCAGUGUGUGUGUGUCCUGCCCAGGCUCCAUCCCAGGAGGGCCCAUCCCGUGUUGGCAUCCAGGGCGCGGCCCCGGGGGCAGGGUCCCGCCCAGCCUCUCCUGGCGCCUCGCGCUCCCCGAAGCCCAGCUCCCAUGCAAGAAUGCUGCACAGGCCUGUUGGAGGCCUGGAGGCCUGUGUGCCCGCAAAAAUGUCUGGGGAAAGCUGCAAAGCUUCGAACAAGUUCAAAGCACUGUGUGAACACAUCUUUCCAGGGUGAAAUGGCUGCUCUGGGACAGACAAUCCCCCCUAUGCCAAACUCUGUUCUCCUGAGACCCGGCCUUGGCCCAGGGGCGGGCCGCCUACUUGGGCACGGGCCUGCCCAGGUAACAAAGCUCAGAGAGAAACAUCCAUGUGGCCUCAGGCUAGUGGCUGGAGACACUGCUCAGCAGCACCCCAGUCCUAGAGUCUGGAGCCACUCUGGAAAGGAGCCCCUGAAAGUCAAGUUGCUUCCAUCAGAACUGCCAGGCCUCAGGUACAGGCAGCAGUGUCUCAGUCCAGCCACCCAGCCUCCCCAAGUCAGGAGCAACGGCGCCUUCUCUGCACAGCCCUUCUGCGCAGAUAUCUGCUCCCAUCCCCUCCUUCUGGGUGACAGGCCCCUGGCCAGGCCCUGGGGACUGAGACAAAGUCUUCUUCUGGGCUCAGCCCCGCUGGAACUCUGUGCAGCCCUCAUUGCAGACAGAGGCCCCCCAGACCCGGGUAGUGAGAGCACCCCGCGGUCCAGGCCUGGCUCCUGUCCACACCCAGCCCCAAGCGCCCACACUGUGAAGAGGCCGAGGAGGACGCAGCUCCUCGCCAGCUGAGGGCACCUCUGCCUUGAGCUGCAAUCUGAAAACCAAAUCCCCCCUUGGGAACCUCACAUUAACUUAACGCCACUCGGCCCUGUCCUUCUGUGCACGCCGACCACCACCCACCCUGCCGAGCCUCGGGCCAUGAGCUCCGUCCCCUCCCCAAGUGCCAGCCCAGGGCAGGCAGCCCGGGGUCAAAAGCAAGGCAGACUGUGGGGUGCCGUGGCCGAGAGCAGGCAGCGGCAGCUCCCUUUCCCCUGGUCGUCCUGCCCUCAGGAGGACAGGCCGUUUUCCUCACUCCCGUCUCCUGGGGCCCCAUCCUG